GGACCACCACGUACAACAUCAAAAUUCAUCUUACAUUCAAAGAAUUUUGAUUCGCAUACGGUUCCUCAUUCACUUCGAUUAUCUCAAGUUGAUAAAUAAAUUCAAUUCGCAUUGUCGCACUUCUUCACCUUCACAUAAUCGCGAGUCGCGCCAUCACUUGACAACUCUCCAAGAUGGUUGGAGCUCGCCGCACACGCGCUGCUGGUGCCAGUCCAGGUGGUUUCAAAUCACUUGAUGAUAUUCCAAAGCCUACACGCGGAAAGGGAAAGAAAAUCAAGGCUGAAUCCGUCGAACCUUCAAUCGAGUCCGAGUCCAUUGAUCCAUUCAUCACAUCCGCCGAAGGCAACAAGAAUACGGAGUCGCAAAAGGCUUCAUCACCUCCUACAAAUCCUUCCAGAACAAACUCUCCAGAUUCGCACUCACCUUCACCUACACCGGUCGAUUCACGACUUGAUUCACGUUCUACCUCCCCACCUAAAAAUAACACCACAUCAAAUGACGCGUCUUCGGACAACGACGUUAUUGAUCAAGAGCAAGAUACACAGCGCAUUGCUCAUCUCGGAUCCAACAGAAAGAGAUCUCGAGUAUCAGAGUCUUCUACCCAUCAAAGCGUUGGCAUUACAAAGGAAGACGCAGAAGAUGAUGAGCAAAGGGCCAGCAAGCGUACACGUAGACAGGAAAGCCAGGACACCGAAGAUGUCAAUGUUGAAGCCGAUGUUGAGAAUGAAAAGUCGACCGAACCAGAGCCUACACCCGCAAAGAAACCCAAAGGUCGUCCUCGCACUCGCGCAAAGGCAACCCCUAAGAAAUCUGCGAACCAGACUCGUGGCCGCAAGCAAGAUCCAGUCGUCCUCAAUGAUAGCAGCUCAGACGAAGCAGCCGAGACAACUGUAUCACCUUUCCAACCUCGAUUGAACUCUACACCAAAACAAGCCACCGCGCCUUCUCCACGUACUCCUCAAAAUCAGCAAGAAUUGAUUUCUUCUGAAGAAGAUGAACCUCAAGCUGGUCCAUCUACCAUUAGUCAUUCAACCUCCAAACCUACACUCCCCUCUCCAGAUAUUCGACCGGUUCCUCAAGCUGAAGCUGAAAAGCCAGCUUCAACUAUCACUGAAACUGGCCCUUCUCCCUCGAAGCCUCGUGCACUUCCUCCUGUUACUCGACCCGUUGCUCGAGCAAUUUCGACGUCGUCUAUCAAGAUUACACCUGGUAUGGGAAAGACCGAAAGAUUGCGUUUAAUGGUGAUGCAAAGAUAUCAUCCAGAACGACUUGUUUCGCCAACUAAAGGAAAAGAAGUCGCGAAGGAGGUUGUGAAAGAGGUUACCAAGGAUGUUGCUCAAAGCACAAAUGAUGCGGCUCACAAUGAGCGUAAGAAGACGACCGCUGUGGCUUCUUCCAGUGAGACUCUUUCCAAACCCGAUGCUCCUCAUUCAAGACGUCAGUCUCGGGAUGGACACAAAUUAACGGAUCCUUAUCUAGUAGCUAUAAACAAAGUUUUCACUAAUCAUAAAGACAAGUCGAAGGCUAUGCCAUCUAUCGAACAAGUUACCGCGUUCCUUAAUGGCUUCGAUGCUCAACAAGCUUCGCACAAUGGCAAGAGACAAAUGGUUACUCAAAAAUCCGCUCGUCCUCUGCAACCAAUAACACCCAAUCGCUCAGGAUUUGUUGUUCCAGGUUAUGGAAGUGAUGACGAUGACGAUGACGAUGACGAUACCGUGAUGUCUGAUGAGGAUGAAACAUCCGUCGUCGAGGAACCAAAGACACCUGAAGCACAGAUUACUCCUGUGCCAACUGAAAGCCCUCGAAGCUCUUGGUGGAACCCACUCUCUACUGUUGCCACGAUGCUUACCAGCCCGUUCCGCAAACAGGCCGAUGGUGCUCCAGCUCCGCUUCCUUGCAACAAGCUUGUUCCACCACCAUUCAUUUUCAGCCAGCCACCAACCACUCCUUCGGCAGUCCCGCUCAAGCGUAUGUCUCACUCAGAUCGCAAACGCAACACCCGAAACAAUGUUCAAGGUCGUCUUGGUGGUUUCCAAACCGAACGUCGUCCACGACACAAGGAUAUCGGAAGAUCACCAAGCUCCAGGAAUGGUCUUCUCACCCCAGCCGAAAUCAAAGAGAUCCAUAGAGCACAGGAUGAAUACGCCGCCAAGCAUCAGAAUAGAGGUCCUUUGAUCGUAGCCAAUCGUGAUAUUCAUAAGGCCGCACGAGCAUCUCAAAGAGAAUCUCAGGCUAAAAAGGCCGCUGUUGCUGAUGCAGGCGAGGAAGAAACUUCAGCAUUCACACACGUUCCAGCAGGCGAGAAGCGUGAUGCCAACGGCACACCAAAAGCCCCUAGCCAGCGCUGGAAUAAUUUCUUAGAGUCUAGUGUUGAUUCAGAUUACGGCCCCAGAUGGGUUCGAUGCCCAAAUGGUCUUUAUAUUCGAGAGGGGUCCACUGACAAACAAUUUGAAUCGGGCGAUUUUGGCGAUGAUUCUGCCUGGCAAGAUCACUAUCGUGAUAUCGACGCUUUCCCAAAGCAAGAUAUCUACAAGGGAGCAGGCGUCCAAAAUCCACUGAACUCAGCUCAGCUUCUUGAGCAGGCUUAUUUACGUGCUGAAGGAGAUAAGAGCAUCCCAGACGAGAGCGAAAAUGACUAUACUUAUGUCACUGAUCAGCGUCAAAAUAGAGUUCUGUUCUAUCCAAGAAGUCCUUACAACAUGUUCCAAGUCCCAGGUAAAAAGCUCACCGCGACUCAUAUUGCGAAUAUCAAGGAAGGACUUCCUCUUCUUAACCCUCGCGAUGAAUACGGAAUCGCUAUCAAGAUACCUACUGGUGAGCCAGGUCAGCCAGCUGAUCCAAACAACAAUAUCUUCAACCAAUUGGCAGAACAGGCAAGGAGAGCUCAGUACAAGGAUGCUGUUGAAAUGAAAGCAGGCAGAACUUUGGAGACAAAGCGAUGGACUCAAACCCCUCCACCAAAACCCAAGCCUGUCAAUGCCAAACUUCCUGGUACUGUUGAGAACACCCCGGCUCCAAUAUCCGAGGCUGUACAACACGCCAUGAAGAAGGCCAACAAAUACUUACCCACAAAGGGCAGUGGUCUUAGACAGGUUUCCACCAUGAGCCCUGUCCAGACUGAUCAGGAGAAGAGCUUGAAGGCUGCGAAAGAUUCUAAGCCCAUGUUCAACUUUGAUUUCACCGCUGCAUCCAUUGGCUGGAAUGCUGACCCUCUGGUUAUGGCACGUGUUCAGGAGCGUCUGGGUGAGGGUUACAUUCCUAUCACACCCAUUCCCGACCACAUUUGGCAUGAACAUGAUGAUCUUCACCAAGGUCCAGUAGAGCAAGCAGUUGCAGCAUUGUUCGAAGGAAUCGACUCCAGAAUGUUUGGAUCUAUGCACAAUGGAAUCCAAGAUCCAUCACGACCCCAACCCAAGUACUGGGACGAGCUUCCAGAAAGUCCAGUUGCUGAACGCUCCAUUAGAUUAUGGUAAACUCUAGCGGAACCUAAUCCAGUCUUCGCGUUAAGUGUCUGUCUCUCAAGACGCUUAACUUUCAAAUUGAACCUUAACAUCAAUCAUUAAUUGAAAACGCUCCUACUUUGGUUGCGGGGCUCUCCCUUGAUGGUUCAAAUCCAUCAGGCAUGCGAGUCGCCUUGAUAUUCUUGAUUUGGUUCAAGACUGGUUAUAUUCUUGCUCGAUUUAUCUGGUUUAUAACAUUGGGUGCGUGGUGCUGGGUGAUAAUGAUACCUUACCUUUACAUGAUUGGUUUUCUACUGUUUGAGUUUUUAAUGGGAUAGUCAACGAUGGCGGGCGCUUUGGAUUAUGAUCGAGGCCUUUCUUUUUCACGAUAUGAUACGAUCGAUACCCUUCUCCUUCGCUCAAAGAUACACCUUUUGCACAUGUCAGAUGAGCGAGUUACAUACUCUGACAAUGUGCGCUUUCUACAUCAAAUAUUUCGUCUUUUCGACACUACCAGCAAGAUGAAUUAUCUCAUCGGCACAUUAAUUUUACAUCACGUACAUAUUUACAACGGGAUUUUCGAAACACCGAGGAUACGAUUGCUCAAAGCUUGGUUUGGGAGGUGGCUCUCUCCUACCCGUCUUGUUGCAGUCUAUCCAGCGUUUCUCAACUUUCUCACCGUUCAUGUUUACGAGAUUGAACAUAUCAACAUUAAUAUCAGCACCCACACACAUAUGGCGAAGAACAUUGAAAGAAUGAGAAUCACAGAAUCUAAGUUAUAAGAAUGGAUUAUGGCAUUGGAGUUUGUUGAAUAUAAGAAUGGGUGAUUGAAGUGACUGCGUGUGGAUGAACGAAAUGGAUUUCAGAAGAUAGUCGAUAGCAGUGCGUUUUGUGCACUCAUUUCUUUUCUUAUGUAUUACACUGUGGGGACGUCCCCCCACGGUUGCGUUUGCUUUUUUUGUAUUACACUGUGGGGACGUCCCCCCACGGUUGCGUUGAUUUUUUGUAUUACACUGUGGGGACGUCCCCCCACGGUUGCGUUGAUUUUUUGCAUUCCAUCAUGGGGACGUCCCCCCAUGAUAGGUCUGCUUCAUUUCCUUUUUUGCGGCUUUCUUCUUUGGUCCGAUGUCACCAUGCAAUAUGCAAAGCUCGGGGAACCCAAGUUCAGAUUGUUACCUACAUGUAGCGGGCGGUGGAUUGAGAUGAGGGAAACGCGCUAGCAUGCAGUCUUGUUGCUGCCUUUUGUUUUGGAGUUUGAUAUUGGCAGGGUACUUCACUUUAUUCGGAGAGGUCUCUUGUCUGCUGGACGCAGUGGACUAUGGAUUCUCUACGUUUCAAAGGAUUACGUACAUGCUGUAUCGGAUCGGUAUUUGUCUUUGGUUCUCUUUAGCAUGGCAUUGGGAUGGAGUUUGUCUUUCUCGGUAUGGGCAUUGGGCAUGGUAUGAAGCAUGGUAUAUGGGAUUGCAUGGAAUUCUAAGCAUGGAGCAUGGUUGGUGCAUUAAGCGUUGCCUUCUUUCGCAUUACAAGCAAGUUCUCUAGAGAGAUACCAUGAGUAGACGACAAUGAUUUGUACAUACUGUCUUUACAGGUUUCACACGGAAGGUAAAUAUGAAUGGGAUUUGAAGGGAUGGAUGGGAUGGAUGGGAUACAAAAGGGAAUGAUUGGCCUAUAGGGCGCGUAAAGAGUAAUUUGUAUGGGAUACAACGAAUAAGUAAAAAAAAAUUAAAAUUCUAAAAAAGA
Botrytis deweyae is the source of this 5180-nucleotide messenger RNA. RefSeq lists its product as uncharacterized. The record is from RefSeq and is a predicted model, not a curated record. Bases 174 to 3473 code for a protein of 1099 amino acids. NCBI's taxonomy places the organism in Eukaryota, Fungi, Ascomycota, Leotiomycetes, Helotiales, Sclerotiniaceae. The transcript has 2 exons.